This is a messenger RNA of Lotus japonicus, 1035 nucleotides long. RefSeq lists its product as uncharacterized. The record is from RefSeq and is a predicted model, not a curated record. The transcript is spliced from 3 exons. Lineage: Eukaryota; Viridiplantae; Streptophyta; Magnoliopsida; Fabales; Fabaceae. Bases 36 to 653 code for a protein of 205 amino acids.
CAUUCCACAUCGCAGUUUGCGUUUAGAUCACACCAAUGGCAGAAGAAUUCCCAACGAUGGAUUCGCAAGCAAGCUUCGCCAGGAGACGACCUCCCAAGAGCGACAAGCUCUUCCUCGAGGACUACUUCCACCUCCUUCACUCUCGCCAAUCGCUUCAUCUCACCAUGAAUCAACUCAACCAGGUCAUUCGCAUUCACGGCUUCAAGAAAAUCCACCACGCUGUCAAGAAGGUGUUGAUUGAUGCUGUGGAGUCGCUGGAUCUGGUGGAUCUUCCGCGAUCCACACUCUGCCAGAGCGUAUCGGCGUUCGCGGCCGUGUCGCUGGACGAGGCAGUGGCGGAUCUCGGCGAGCUGAACUGGCAGGAGUGCUGCGUCACCUCCGUCGAGACGCUCGGCUCCUACCACGGCGGCAGCGGCAGUGGCGGUGGCCAGAGCUCGCUUCCUACUGGCGUUUCCUCCGAUCAGAACCUUCAGCUCGCGAUUGUGCAGAGCCACGCUCACAGGACCAAAAGAAUGGGCGAGAUCUAUGGUGGUCUCGUCCUUGAAGCUUCAAGGAGGAGCAUGCCAGCGAAGAAAAUGGUGCCGAAGCGGAAGAGGAGCACCACUUACUCUGCCGCGUCAACUGUGGAUUCUGCUUCACUCGCUUCAUGCUGAAUGAAUUGACUCACGUCACGAUCGAUAUCUCUCGGUAUCUCUUUCUGUUUGAAUUGGAUUGAAGAAUAACUGUUUCACUCUAUUAAUUUGCACAUUCUAUUGCUAGUUUGCUACAUACUCAGGUUUCUAUUUCUCAAAUUCCUCUUUUUAUGUAGGGAUAAAUACUUAAGUGCAAAAAACAGUGUUCUCAAUUAGAGUAUGAAUGUGUAAUGUGCUAAUUCAAGAGUGGAUUUCAUACUUCAUAUUAGGUUUGGUGGGUUAUGGAAUCAAGCUAUUCUCUAGGCUUGUAAUUUCUUUUUUCAUAUUUGAAUUACAUAUAUCACUCUGAUUGAAUUGCCUCUCUAGCAUAAAUAAGUGGGUUUCUAUUGAUUCAUGUCCCUAA